UAGCUUGAAACAGAGCCCGGGUGAACUCUGCUCGAUCCUGCUCGGUGGGCAUCUCUCAGAUUGCAUAACUUCAUCAGCCAUGGGUCGUCCUGAUUCGGAAGCGCCGGCGUCGAGCGUUGCCUACGGAGGCGGCGGAGGCGCGGCGGCGGGGGCAGCCUCGGCUUUCGAGACCAAAGUGGUGAUCAUGCUGGCCGCGCUCUUCUUCGCGCUGCUCCUCGUCAUCGGACUCAACUUAAUGGUGCGGGGCGCGCUCCGGCGCGUGUGGCGCGGGGCCGCGGCCGCUGCCGGCGAGGGCCGGGCGUCGGCGCGGGUGGCCUGCAGCGGCAGCGGCAUCAAGAGGCGCGUCCUCAGGGGCCUCCCCGUGAAAGUGUACGGCUGCGGGGAGGACAUCGACGACGUGUGCGCGAUAUGCCUGAGCGAGUUCGUGGACGGCGAGAAGGUGCGCGUGCUGCCGCUCUGCGGGCACGGCUUCCACGUCCGCUGCGUCGACGCCUGGCUGGUGUCCCACGGCUCCUGCCCCACGUGCCGGCAGCCGGUCAUCGAAGGCGCGCCCGCGAAGGCGGCGGAGACGAACAUGAUCGUCACUGUGGUCGUCGUGUGAGUCCAUCUCGCGGCGAAGCAUGCCAUUGCUGCCGGUACAGCACACCCCUGCAUGCGCGGGCUCUUGUGGAAGUUUCCGACAACGAUUGCUCCGAUUGUAGGCGCAAUGCCCAAUUGCUCAUGUAAA
Molecule: messenger RNA, 727 nt
Organism: Triticum urartu
Lineage: Eukaryota; Viridiplantae; Streptophyta; Magnoliopsida; Poales; Poaceae
Product: RING-H2 finger protein ATL80-like
Biological process (GO): protein ubiquitination
Molecular function (GO): transferase activity
Source: RefSeq, a predicted model, not a curated record